AUGGAUGAAGAUUUGCUGUUAAGUUUUUCAGAUGGAACAUCCAGCGGGCUAGAAGAAACUGCAAUUCUAAAAAUGAACAGAGAAAUGCAGAAUAAACUGCAUGAAGAGUACUUAGACAUUAUGAGCAAACUGGAUGUGCUGGUAAUCUUAAGAAAGCAAUUAGCAGAGCACAAAAAGAAAACAAAAAAGAAGAGGCUUCCUUCUGGCUUAAAAAAACCAGUGCAUCAACACCUAACAGGGCACGCCGAUCUAGAAACAAACCGGCCAACAGAAGGAGAUAACAUUCUUUCCCAAAUAAAUGCAUAUUUUAUUGCAGAGAAAGUGUUCUUGCCGGAUGUAAAGCAUUCUGUAUGGCCCAUUGUAUCUAAGCACAUAGGGCGACCAGUUAUAGAAUGUAUGGAAUUAUGGUACCACCCGCGCAAUCCAGCGUAUAGGCAGGAUAAAUUCCAGCCAGAGGAAGACAAAGAAAUAAAAAAGAACAAGGAGAACUGGGAAGAAACCUGUAAAACCGUGAGGAGAGCGCCUAUAUCUGUAUACUCCAGGUAUUUAGAAUUAGAAGGGAGUAAGCCUACUUCCCAGUGGACAGAGGAAGAAGACUUAAAACUCACACAAUUAGUUCAAUCAGAGGGGAAGAAGAGCUGGACAGAAAUAGCCACAGAUUUUGAGAAUAAAACAGCAAAGCAGUGUAUGUACAGGUACAAAAGAGUGCUAAACCCAAUUAUAAAACACGGGAAAUGGUCAAAGAAAGAGGACGAAGCUCUUUUAGAAGGUGUGAGAAUGCAUAAAAAAGGUAACUGGAAAGAAGUGUGUAAAUACGUUCCAUCAAGGACACAAUUCCAGUGCAGAGAAAGGUUUGUAUAUUAUUUAGACCCAGCAAGGAACAACAGUCCAUGGACGCCUGAGGAAGAUGAAAAGCUUCUUAAAGCCAUAAACGACUCAAAGAAGCCCGUGUGGAGUAAAGUAGCAAAAGAGCUAGCCGGGAGAACUGAUAGACAGUGCAGAAUUAGAUAUUUUCAAAUUAAUAGAAAUAAUUCAAAUUCGCCCGAAGCAACAGAAUAAAAAUAUGAUGGA
Molecule: messenger RNA, 1071 nt
Organism: Nematocida parisii ERTm1
Lineage: Eukaryota; Fungi; Microsporidia
Exons: 1
Coding region: 1-1059 (352 amino acids)
Source: RefSeq, a predicted model, not a curated record